AUGACAAGUUUAAGAAGUCCUUUAGAACAAAGUUCAGGUUUUAUAUUUCCUGAAACUUCAUCCCCAAAUUCAAGAAAUUCAAGAGAUUCAAUAAAUUCAAGUCCAAAAUCAAAUAAUAAUAAACAUGGUCAUUCACAUAGUCAAAGUCAUAUUUAUACAAUAAAUCCAAAUGAAUCAAAUUAUUUUAUAUCAAAUUCAAGAUUUCCAACUUUAUCACAAAUUAAUACAAUUGAUGAAAAUUUAGUUGGUAAUUAUAAUAACAACAAUCAAAAUCAAUUUGAAAAAUCAUUUAAUAAUUUAAAUUUAAAAAAAAUUAAUUCAAGAGAUACAAUAAAUUCAGAUUCAACUUUAAUUGAUUCUUUACAUAAUAAAAAUGAUUCAAUAAAUUCAAUAAAUUCUACAGAUACUUUAAAUAGUUUUAGAUUGAAAAGAUUUAAUUCUUCAUCAUCAGUACCACAAUCAAAUACAUCUGAAUUUAAUUUUUCAUAUAGUAAUCAUUCACCAAGUGGUUCAAUUAGUGGAAUUUCUUCAUCACCAAGUUAUUCAAUAAAUUCAAUAAAUUCAGUUAAUAGUGGUAAUAAUAAUAAUCAAUUUAAAAAAAUUGUUAAAUUCCCAAAACCUGAAAAUUUAAAUAUAAUGAAUAAUACUGAACUUUCUUUAAUUAUUGAAGGUAUGACUUCAGAAGAAAUUGAUUCAAUUUUAAUAUUAGAUGUUCGUCCUUUCAUUGAAUAUAAUUUAAAACAUAUUAAAAAUUCAAUUAAUUUUAAUUUACCUUCAACUUUAUUAAAAAGAACAAAUUUUACAUUAUCAAGAUGUUUAAAUAAUUUAUCCAUAAUGGAAAAUGUUAAAAUUAAUAAAUUUUUAAAUAAUCAAUCAACAAUGAAAAAAAUUAUAAUUUAUGAUGAUUUAAUAAUGAAUGAUAAUAAUGAUGAAGUUUCUUUAGCAACUUAUGGUACUUCAAUGAAAUUUUUUAAUGAUUUAAAUUUUAAAGGUGAAAUUUAUGUAUUAAAAAAUGGAUUCCAAAAAUUUCAAUUAGAAUUUAAUGAUUUAACUGAAGCAACAACAAAUACAGCUCCAACAUCACAAUUCAAACCACCACAUAAUAGAUCAUUAUCAUUAGCAAAUGUUUCAUCAUCAUCAUUAUCAAGUCCAAUUUCUCCAAAUUUAUCAAGAUUUCAAUUACCAAAAUUACCAAAAACUCCAGUUUUCAAAAUUAGACAUAAUGAAGAAUUUUAUGAUUUUGAUAAUUAUAAAAUUAUAAAUGAAUUUAAAUUUUUAAAUCAAUUUAUAAAUGAACCGGAUACAGAUGAUGUUUCAAUACCAAAUUGGUUAAAAAUUUUAUUAAAUAAGAAUAAUUAUAUUUCAUUAUUUGAAAAAUUUAAAAAUUUAGAAAUUGAAGAGAAGAAAAGAAUUAAUAAUUUAAUUCAAACAAAUUCUGUUACUUCAGGUAUUGAAUUAGGUUUUAAAAAUCGUUAUAAAGAUAUUUUCCCAUAUGAACAUAGUCGAGUUAAAUUAACUAAAACUCCAACUUAUGAAUCUUAUAAUAAUGAUUAUGAAUUUAAUAAUUAUAUUAAUGCAAAUUAUAUAAAUUGUCCUUCAAAUUUAUCAAAUUUAAAAUAUAUUGCAACACAAGCCCCAUUAUUAGAAACUACCCAAGAUUUUACAAAAUUAAUUAAAGAUAAUAAUGUACCAUUAAUUAUAUCAUUAACAAAUCAAUUUGAAAAUGGAGUUGAAAAAUGUUAUUCAUAUUGGAAUGAUUUAAAAAAUUUUAAAAUUUUACAAGAGGAAAAAAUUGAAAAUACAUUUAUCAUUAGAAGAUUAUGGUUACAAAAAUAUAAAUUUGAAAUUUUACAAAUUCAAAUCUUGAAUUGGUCAGAUUUUGAUAUAUUAUUAGAAAAUCAACAAAUUGAUAUAUUAAAAUUAAUUUAUUUAAAAAAAUUCAUCUUGGAGAAAUUAGAUAAAACUUUUGAAAAUGUUAUUGUUCAUUGUUCUGCAGGAUGUGGUAGAACUGGUACUUUUUGUACAUUAGAUUCUAUAAUAAAUUCAAAUAUAAAUAAUCAACAAGAAAAUAAUUUUGAAUUUGAUCCAAUUUUUCAAAUUGUGGAAAUUUUUAGAAAUCAAAGAAUUUCAAUGGUUCAAAAUUUAAGACAAUAUUUAUUUAUUUAUGAUUGUUUAUUAAAUUUUUUUAAAAAUUUUAAUAAUUUUAAUGAAGAUAAUGGGAAUAAUAAUGGAAAUAAUGAUAUUUUUAUUAAAUUACAAGAUUUAAAAAUUUUAAAUAAUUUUUUAAAUCAAAAUACCCAAGAAUGA
This is a messenger RNA of Hansenula ciferrii, 2307 nucleotides long. It is a transcript of the gene PTP3, whose product is annotated as tyrosine protein phosphatase PTP3. The record is from RefSeq and is a predicted model, not a curated record. Lineage: Eukaryota; Fungi; Ascomycota; Saccharomycetes; Phaffomycetales; Wickerhamomycetaceae. Gene Ontology annotation, molecular function: protein tyrosine phosphatase activity. Gene Ontology annotation, biological process: protein dephosphorylation. The transcript has a single exon. The coding region runs from base 1 to 2307 and encodes 768 amino acids.